Molecule: messenger RNA, 2903 nt
Organism: Daphnia pulicaria
Lineage: Eukaryota; Metazoa; Arthropoda; Branchiopoda; Diplostraca; Daphniidae
Gene: Usp10
Product: ubiquitin carboxyl-terminal hydrolase 10-like
Exons: 8
Coding region: 190-2505 (771 amino acids)
Biological process (GO): regulation of autophagy; protein deubiquitination; DNA damage response, signal transduction by p53 class mediator
Cellular component (GO): cytosol; nucleus
Molecular function (GO): cysteine-type endopeptidase activity; cysteine-type deubiquitinase activity
Source: RefSeq, a predicted model, not a curated record
CCUCUAAAUAUUCUUUUUUCCGUUUUCGUCAAUCUCGCCCGGUCUCCAUUUUCACUAAUCUUGAAAGUUAGAACGUGGAGGGUUAACUUAUCUGAAACGUGAAGAACGUUCUGGUGAAGAAGGCCGAAAGUCGGAGAUACUAUGGACAAUCAACUUUGAAAUGCAUUUGAAGUCCCAACCAAUGCAACCAUGGAAGAUACACUUCAGGAACUAGAAUUCCUGGACUUGAGUGACCUCCCUGAGAAUGAGGUUCAAAAUUUGAAGAGUUUCAUUGUUGGACCGGCAAAGCAAGAUGGUCCUCACGAAAGUCAUUCUUUUGUGUCUGAGCAACAAACAUGUGAAUUAACUGAAGGACUGAAUCAAGUGUAUGGGGUUCCUGAGACCAUAGUCUCGUAUCACCAAAAUCAGGAGUUGGGGCCACAUGUUCCAGUAGCAUAUUCAGCUCCAAACUCGGUCCAUCCAUUGUACCAGCAGAAUGUAUGUAUCCCCUCUAUACCCCCCUACCAACCUAUAAUGAAUUACCCCAUGCAAAUGUUGCCAGGAGGUCAUCUUGUUGGAUCAACUCCCAAUUACUAUGUGAAUAAUAUUCAUAGUCCUGGUGUCCCUCACCCUGGUUCCUUUAGUCCUCCUCACCACAUUCUCAAUCCUCAGCUUUUAAAUUACCACAACCCCAAAAGGAAGAAUGGUCGUGCAAAAUAUUCACCAAGGAAGGAUGUUUCAAAUGGCCACAUUGGUGAUGUGUAUAAUAUGGUCUACCAACCACCUGGAUCAUACAUGGGGCCAUGUUUCUCUGGUGAUGUAGUACAGGCAGUCACUGGGGUGCCAAUUGUCAUGCAUCAGUCUGUACCGUCAUACGUCCCGCCUCACAGCGUCCAAGUUACUGCAGCUAACACUACUCAAAUGUAUCCAAUGGUGACGUUUGCUCCAUCGGCAAGUAAUCUACAAAUGGACUUUUUCGUUCCUUCCGUCACUGAAAUACCAAACGAAGAUAUCCCUCCAAAUAUCCCUACUCCGGUUCUUUCGCCUCGAGCACCUCUCGUACAUCCGGAGACUGUAGAGGAACCAAAAGUGGAAGUUUCACAAUCUUUGGAAACAGCUGCGCCUAUACCACCUGUCGAAACAACGCCAGUAACAGAAGAAAAGUCUCAAAACGCAGAUCCUUCCGAAGGUAAAUCAUGGGCUAGCUUGUUCAAGAAGGAUGCUCCAGUCGUUGCUGCAUCUGCAGAAAAACCAACAGCACGAGUCGAACCAUUCACUCCAUCGGGGGUUGUGGCAGCAGCGGUGGCUGAAGCUGUUUCUCGCCCAUUAGUCGACGUCAGAACUCGACGUCUGGCAGAACAUAUAACAAGUUGUGAAUUGUCGAUGAUACCCCUGGCCCUUCUUCCAAGAGGUCUAAUCAACAAGAGUAAUUGGUGUUACAUAAACGCAACACUGCAAGCCCUUAUUGCUUGUUCACCAUUCGUUCAUCUGGUCAAGUCUUUGGAGCGCUUUACUGGACGCAAGCAUGAAGAAUCAACGACUCCGAUAAUGGAUAGUGUGAUCGAAUUCAUCGACCAGUUUGAAGUUAUUCCUGUUCGCAUCGGCAAAGAACGAGCAUCUGCCAAAAAGGAGGAGCCACAUUUUGGGACAAGUUUCGAGCCUUCCUCAAUCUAUAAAAUGCUCCCUAAAAUCCGAAGUGAAACAUUCAAAGUGGAAGGUCGCCAGGAAGACGCGGAAGAAUUUCUGAGCUGUCUUCUAAAUGGGCUGCAUGAUGAAAUGAUCGAUAUCGUGAAGGCUACAAAUCUUCCUGCUGGCAAAACUCCUGUUCAGGCUGGCGAAGGCAAACCUGGUACAUCAGAUGACGAAGAUUGGCAGGUUAUUGGUCCAAAGAAUCGAGGAUGUGUAACGCACAUAACUACAUACAGCAAGACUCCAAUAUCGAACUUGUUCCUCGGUCAAAUGCGCUCUGCCCUACAUUACGCAGGAGCGCAGUCCACAGCUACUCUGCAGCCGUUCUUCAGUUUGCAACUAGACAUUCAGAAUGAAAAGGUUAAUUCCGUCCGUGACGCGUUGGCCUGUCUGGUAAGCAAAGAACCGUUGACCGGUUAUAUUUGUCCGAAGACUGGUCAAGAGGUGGAGGCUUCUCGACAGACUACUCUUGAAGAACUGCCCCCUAUUUUAAUCUUACACUUAAAGUGUUUCGUGUAUGACAAAUCUGGUGGAUGUCAAAAGCUGAUGAAGAGAGUGGACUUCUCUUCCGAUUUAGAAUUGAGUAAAGACUUCCUGUCACCAAGCCAGAAAAGUAAACUCAAAGAAAAACAGCGACAGUACAAGUUAUUUGCAGUUGUUUAUCACGAUGGAAAGGAAGCGACCAAAGGACAUUAUGUAACUGAAGUGCAUCACAGUGGGACUGGAAGUUGGCUUCGUUUUGACGAUAGCAUUGUGCGUGUUGUGGAGACUCAACCCUUUAAAUAUAAUUUGCCGAGGAUGCCGUACUUGUUACUCUACAGGAAAUUGAACGUGUAAUUUUUUUUUGCUAAUAUUGAAAAGUCGCGCGGUUUAUUUCUUGUAAUAGAUGCUGUUAAAGAAUAUCUUCGUGGUAUUCUCCAGUAUGAGAAAUGAAUCCGUCGUUUUUUUUUCUUGCAUAUUCCUGUUAUGCGAGUGUCCUUGACCUUUUAUUGUGGAUGUGGUCGGAAGUGCCCUUAGUGGUCUGAUGUUUAAUUGCUUUCAUUUGACGUUGGUUAAUGUGGUAUUUGUGUUCGAAAAUUGGAUUGAGCGUGAUAUAAUAUGAUCGGAUGAUUGUAGUCAGCAGAUUUUUAUGUGUUGUUUCAAAUGAAAUCGGUACGUUUCGUAUUUGUACUGUUUAGAAACCACCGCAUCUUCGUUUCUUGUACAAAAAUAUAAUAAACUUAACUAAAGUUAAA